Molecule: messenger RNA, 1416 nt
Organism: Melanotaenia boesemani (Boeseman's rainbowfish)
Lineage: Eukaryota; Metazoa; Chordata; Actinopteri; Atheriniformes; Melanotaeniidae
Exons: 10
Coding region: 480-1289 (269 amino acids)
Source: RefSeq, a predicted model, not a curated record
UUCUUGCUGCGAGUCCAAACCGCAACACACUGGAACCCAGUUUCAGCUGUUAAUUAUACAACAAUACAAAGAGAGACUAAAAAAAAACAAUCAGAAACAUUUUUGAGUCUCUAGAAAAUAUAAUUGUUGAAGAACAAUUCAUCAGCAUUGAAAGUGGACUCAGACAAAACGUCUGAUGCAAUCUGACUUCCUGUUUCCUACACAGAACAGAGAUUUCCUUCAUAAGCAGCCGUGUGAGAGGGUCAGUGCUGAAUGUGAGGAUGGAAAGCACUUUGCAGUCUUUGCUCUUUGCCUUUUCAGCAUUUAUUUUGCUGUUGAAUACCCUUCUCCACGGUGGACAAGCUGGAGAUGCUGUUCUGAGUAUUGACCCCAACUGGUCGACUUAUUUUACUGAAGAGCGCGUUACCUUCACAUGUGACAUAACAGACGGAGAACACGUUGACUGGGAAUAAAAAAUCAACAAGGAUGGUAAAGAAGUUAUGUUCUUCCAAACAAACAGGCGCUUCAUCCGAGUAUUUGUGACUUCACAUGACGGUGGUGAAUACCAGUGCUGUGGUCACCAGAAGAGCACCAAUGUUAAAAAGUGCAGUAAUAUUCUGACUUUAAAAGUGUCAGAUAAACCCAGGCCUUUCCUCACUGUGUCUCCAUCACAACGUAGUCCUGGAUCUUCAGUAACUCUGACCUGUGCAGUUGAACAUCCAACAGCAGGAUGGAAGUUCUACUGGUAUAAAGUUGUUCCUGGUUUAUCAAUCAAGAACAACAACCUUGAGGAACUGCCUUAUAGCGAUGAUGGAACGGAAAAAGGUUCAUACAUCAUCCACGAACGGACACACACAGCAGGAUAUGUGUGUAGAGCUGGACGAGUAGACCGAGUGUAUUUCACUGAUUACAGUGAACUAAAGUUUGUCUGUGCUGCAGAUUCCAGUCCUGGUAGCUCCUCCUCCAGAGUCCAUUUCAUCUCUUGGCAGUUAUGUGGGAUGUUGCUGCUUACUGUGCUGCUGCUGCUGCUUCGCUUCCUGAGAAAGAAAACGGAUAUUUCUUCUAACAGCUCCUCUCAGUGUGUGAACAUCAGUCAAAUCUCUACGACGCAGCAAACAGCAAACCAGAAUGGAACUCCGGUGUACUCUUCUCUUCUCCAUGGUGAUGCUUCUGUCUAUGAAUCAGUGAGAGACUCUGGAAACAAUGGAAAUGAUGAACCGGCCAUUGAAUAUUAUAAUCUCGUGUGUCCUCCUUCCCAAGAUGGGUCCAUAGGGAGAAGAGAGCCAACAACAAUAAUUCAAACAGCAUAAAAUAAAAAGACACCUUCCAAGAUGACUAAAUCAUUUGUACAGAUUUGUUAAAGACAAUUAUAAUAAUGUGUUCUGUUAAUGAAUGACCAGCAUAUCAUUGCUUGGAUCAUGGACUCUUCUUGUAGAC